Molecule: messenger RNA, 450 nt
Organism: Macrosiphum euphorbiae (potato aphid)
Lineage: Eukaryota; Metazoa; Arthropoda; Insecta; Hemiptera; Aphididae
Source: the annotation of a GenBank genome assembly
AUGAGAAAAAUGUUCACAUCGAAACUGCUAUCUAGAGACACAAAGAAAAAACUAUACAUUGCCUACUUGCACCCCAUUGUUAUGUACGGAUGUGAGACAUGGUCCACGACUCAGGGUGACGAGAAUAAACCAUUGACUUUCGAAAGGAAAAUACUUAGAAAAAUAUAUGGGCCUAUAUUAAACCCCAAUACUGGUGUAUACGAGCGAAGAAAAAACGCUGACUUAAACAGUCUGUUUAAUACAGCCAAUUUAAAAGAUUUUCUAAGGUCGAAAAGGUUAGAGUGGGCUGGCCAUGUUUGGCGUGCAGAGGGAAGACCAAGACAACGGUGGUUGGACCGAGUAAAGGACGACCUGAAGAGAUUAAGCAAUGGAGCAAGUAUUGAGGAUGCAGAAGAUCGAGAACUUUGGAGAACUUUGGUAGAAGCUGCGAAGCGCCUAAAUGGCGCGUAA